CCACUACCACCUCCACUACCACUACCACUACCACCUCCACUACCACCUCCACUACCACUACCACCUCCACUACCACCUCCACUACCACCUCCACUACCACUACCACUACCACCUCCACUACCACUACCACCUCCACUACCACCACCACUACCACCUCCACUACCACCACCACCUCCACUACCACCUCCACUACCACCUCCACCUCCACUACCACCUCCACUACCACUACCACCUCCACUACCACCUCCACUACCACCUCCACCACCUCCACUACCACCUCCACUACCACUACCACCUCCACCACCACCUCCACUACCACUACCACCUCCACUACCACCUCCACUACCACCUCCACUACCACUACCACUACCACCUCCACUACCACUACCAACUCCACUACCACCUCCACUACCACUACCACCUCCACUACCACCUCCACUACCACCUCCACUACCACCUCCACUACCACCUCCACCUCCACUACCACCUCCACUACCACCUCCACUACCACAACCACCUCCACUACCACCUCCACUACCACUACCACCUCCACUACCACCUCCACUACCACCUCCACCACCUCCACUACCACUACCACCUCCACUACCACCUCCACUACCACUACCACCUCCACUACCACCUCCACUACCACCUCCACUACCAACUCCACUACCACCUCCACUACCAUCUCCACUACCACCUCCACUACAACAACCACCUCCACUACCACCUCCACUACCACUACCACCUCCACUACCACCUCCACUACCACCUCCACUACCACUACCACCUCCACCACCACUACCACCACCUCCACUACCACCUCCACUACCACCUCCACUACCACUACCACCUCCACUACCACCUCCACUACCACUACCACCACCUCCACUACCACCUCCACUACCACUACCACCUCCACUACCACUACUACUACCACCUCCACUACCACCUCCACUACCACCUCCACUACCACUACCACUUCCACUACCACCUCCACUACCACUACCACCACCACUACCACCUCCACUACCACUACCACCACCACUACCACCUCCACUACCACCUCCACUACCACCUCCACUACCACCACCACUACCACCUCCACUACCACAACCACCUCCACUACCACCUCCACUACCACUACCACCUCCACUACCACCUCCACUACCACCUCCACCACCUCCACCACCACCACCACCACCUCCACCACCACUACCACCUCCACCACCUCCACUACUACCACCUCCACUACCACUACCACCUCCACUACCACCUCCACUACUACCACCUCCACUACCACCUCCACCACCUCCACUACUACCACUACCACCUCCACUACCACUACCACCUCCACUACUACCACUACCACCACCACUACCACCUCCACUACUACCACCUCCACCACCACCACCACCUCCACCACCACUACCACCUCCACCACCUCCACUACUACCAUCUCCACUACCACUACCACCUCCACUGCCAUCUCCACUACUACCACCUCCACCACCUCCACUACUACUACUACCACCUCCACUACCACUACCACCUCCACUACUGCCACUACCACCUCCACUACUACCACCUCCACUACCACUACCACUACCACCACCUCCACCA
This is a messenger RNA of Oncorhynchus keta (chum salmon), 1623 nucleotides long. RefSeq names its product basic proline-rich protein-like. NCBI's taxonomy places the organism in Eukaryota, Metazoa, Chordata, Actinopteri, Salmoniformes, Salmonidae. The annotation marks the transcript as partial. The transcript has 4 exons. The record is from RefSeq and is a predicted model, not a curated record.